Messenger RNA from Verticillium alfalfae VaMs.102, 576 nucleotides. Its product is annotated as 1-methyladenosine tRNA methyltransferase subunit. NCBI's taxonomy places the organism in Eukaryota, Fungi, Ascomycota, Sordariomycetes, Glomerellales, Plectosphaerellaceae. The transcript is spliced from 2 exons. The coding region runs from base 1 to 576 and encodes 191 amino acids. The record is from RefSeq and is a predicted model, not a curated record. Gene Ontology annotation, biological process: tRNA methylation. Gene Ontology annotation, cellular component: tRNA (m1A) methyltransferase complex; nucleus.
AUGGCGCGGCCGUCGGUAUUCCUCGAACCGGGCCCCAAGACGACGGCGGGCUCCCUUGCCAUCAUCCAACUGUCUCGCGACAACCUCAUUCCCCUCAUUCUCGAAGACUCCACCACCGAGAGAGACGGCUACGCAGAAGGCGCAACGCUCAACACUCGCUUCGGGUCCUUCCCCCACUCGACAUUUAUCGGCGUUCCCUGGGGUUCCCAAAUCCGAGCCUCCACUGUGGACACGGGUUCUCGUGGCCGCAAGCGCAAGCGCAAGGAGGGCGAGGAGGACGACAGCAAGGGCUCGACGCCGAACCCGGCCGACGACUUUGAUGCGCCCACGGUGCUGGCUCCCGCGAAAAAGGCCGUCACAGCCAACAGUGGCUUCGUUCACAUCCUCCAGCCCACACCCGAGCUCUGGACACAGAGCCUCCCCCACCGAACACAGGUCGUCUACACACCCGACUACAGCUAUGUCCUCUCGAGGAUACGCGCCCAGCCCGGCACGCGGCUGAUCGAGGCCGGCGCCGGCAGCGGCAGCUUCACCCACGCCUCCAAGAUGCACGAGAGAUCGCGUCACAUCACCUGA